This is a messenger RNA of Pseudophryne corroboree (corroboree frog), 6829 nucleotides long. RefSeq names its product WD repeat domain 26 (gene WDR26). The coding region runs from base 209 to 2095 and encodes 628 amino acids. Gene Ontology annotation, cellular component: GID complex. The record is from RefSeq and is a predicted model, not a curated record. Gene Ontology annotation, molecular function: protein binding. Lineage: Eukaryota; Metazoa; Chordata; Amphibia; Anura; Myobatrachidae. Gene Ontology annotation, biological process: proteasome-mediated ubiquitin-dependent protein catabolic process. The transcript is spliced from 15 exons.
AGCAGCGAACUCUCCCCCUCCCCCCACCUCCUCCCCCCAGCCUCCAGCCACGGCCGCUCCCGGAGAGGAAACUCUGGCCUCCGCUUCCGCCUCCUCCUCCGACUCGGACACCGGCCGAGCGUCCCCUCCCCCGCGGAAGAAGCUCCGAGCCUCGGAGGAGGCGGCUCUCCAGGUACUCGGCAGCAGAGGCCUCAGCGGCGGGGCGAGCAUGCAGGCCAACGGGGCGGCAGCGGGGGGCUCGGGCGGGCAGGAGCCGGGGAGCGGGUGUCCCCCCUCCCCGACCGCCCAGAACGGGGAGUCCUCCGGCGGGGAACCGGCUCACUCCAACGGGCUGCCCAGCACCGGCCCGGCCUCCUCCUCCGCCGCCACCGCCAGCAGCAGUAACGGGGCCGCCGCCAGCACCGAGCACACCGAGCAGCCGGGCCUGAAGAAGAAGAAGCGGCUGAGUCAGGCCGACGAGGACGUCAUCCGCCUGAUAGGGCAGCACCUGCACGGCCUGGGCCUCAACCAGACGGUCGAUCUCCUCAUGCAAGAAUCAGGAUGUCGGUUAGAGCACUCUUCCGCUACCAAAUUCCGCAAUCAUGUCAUGGAAGGGGAGUGGGAUAAGGCGGAGAAUGAUCUCAAUGAACUAAAGUCUUUAGUGCACUCCCCUCAUGCUGUAAUGUCAUGUCGUCCGGCCGCUGGGAGCUCAGGGAGUGAGCACUCCUCUUCCUGUCCUACGUCAGACGUCAUUCGGAGGAUGAAGUUCUUGCUGCUGCAACAGAAGUAUCUGGAGUACUUGGAGGAUGGGAAGGUUCUGGAAGCCCUGCAGGUCUUGCGCUGUGAGCUGACACCGCUGAAAUACAAUACAGAGAGAAUUCAUAUUCUCAGUGGGUAUUUAAUGUGUAGCCAUGCAGAAGACCUGCGCGCCAAGGCCGAGUGGGAAGGUAAAGGGACGGUGUCACGCUCAAAGCUGCUCGAUAAACUCCAGACAUACCUGCCACCAUCCGUGAUGCUGCCCCCCAGACGCCUGCAAACGCUGCUGCGUCAAGCGGUGGAGCUGCAGAGAGAUCGGUGCCUCUACCACAAUACAAAACUAGACAAUAGUUUGGACUCUGUCUCCCUGCUUAUUGAUCACGUCUGCAGCAGGAAGCAGUUUCCAUGCUUCACUCAGCAAGUCCUAACCGAACACUGCAACGAAGUCUGGUUCUGUAAGUUCUCCAAUGACGGCACUAAACUAGCGACGGGAUCAAAAGACACAACUGUUAUUAUUUGGCAGGUCGAUCCAGACACACACCAGCUGAAGUUACUGAAGACGUUAGAAGGCCACGCUUAUGGUGUCUCCUACCUCGCCUGGAGCCCAGAUGACAACUAUCUUGUUGCUUGCGGCCCAGACGACUGCUCAGAGCUCUGGCUGUGGAAUGUACAGUCUGGUGAAUUGAGGACAAAAAUGAGCCAGUCUCAUGAAGACAGUCUGACGAGCGUGGCCUGGAAUCCUGACGGAAAACGAUUUGUGACCGGUGGCCAGCGGGGACAGUUCUACCAAUGCGAUCUAGAUGGCAACCUACUGGACUCCUGGGAGGGUGUGAGAGUGCAGUGUCUGUGGUGCCUCACUGAUGGCAAGACUGUCCUCGCCUCGGACACCCACCAGCGGAUACGGGGCUAUAACUUCGAGGACCUAACAGACAGAAACAUAGUGCAAGAAGACCAUCCUAUUAUGUCAUUCACAAUAUCAAAAAACGGAAGACUAGCAUUGUUAAACGUAGCUACUCAGGGCGUUCAUUUAUGGGACUUGCAAGAUAGAGUUUUAGUGAGAAAGUAUCAAGGUGUGACACAGGGCUUCUACACAAUACACUCAUGCUUUGGUGGUCACAAUGAGGACUUCAUCGCUAGCGGCAGUGAAGAUCAUAAAGUAUACGUCUGGCACAAACGCAGUGAGCUGCCCAUUGCAGAGCUGACUGGACACACACGCACAGUGAACUGUGUGAGUUGGAACCCGCAGAUUCCCUCUCUGAUGGCCAGUGCUUCUGACGACGGUACUGUUAGGAUAUGGGGACCAGCACCUUACAUAGAAAACCAGGAGUUUGAAGAGGAAUGCAAUAGCAUGGACAGUUGAUGGUGAAUGUGCUGAAGACGACUUCUCUAACUUACAAUUAGUCGUAUUUUUAAAUGGCUUGGGAUUGGUGCAAACAAAACAAAAAAAAAAAAGAGAGAGAGAGAUGGAAAGCGGGACAGACGCUUCUCAUGAGAAGUUUAAAAACAAACCUACAAGUCUGGUGCCCCCACUGCAAGGGGCGAUCAUUUUACCACCCUGCUUCAUAGUACCCAGCUCCGAUGAAGCACGUCGUUAGAUUGUUAUUGGACACCGUGUUACCCCUUCCCCCCCCCCCCCCCCCCCCCCCCCCCCCAUCGGUUGUGAAGAACUCUCUCCAUCGAACUUGAUAUAUUUUCCCUCCUGCCUUUUUGUCCGGCAGCCUACCAUCCUUGUUGCUCUUCUGUGUAAUGAAGUUUAAAUGCUUGUUUGGAAAAAAAAUAAUAAUUAUUUAACAGUUUAGGAGGCUUGAUAGAUUGCUUUAGUGUGAGUAUCCAUCUAAUAGGAAAGUAUUUUUCUCCUCGUUUCAUGAAUUCUCUUCCGCCUUAUUUAGCUUGAGAUCUUUCCAGCUUGGUUCAUGGAUAGUAGCCUUACAUUUUUAUUUUUCAUUUGUUUUUGUUUUUUUAACCCACGGAGAAAACAGCAGAUUGGGUUCCAAAACAGUAUACGAUGUGAAGUCAAUUGGAAAAACAUCACAUUUGACGAUAAUUUCAACGUAAAAAAAAAAAAAUCUGUAUAGGUUUUGUACUUUUCAAGAUAAAGCAUACGUGUGUUACACCCCUGUAACGGGUUAGCAGCACAAUUUUUUUUUUUUUUUUUUAAAUAAAUUAUUUAUAGGACUAUAUUGACUUCAUUUGUAUAAGGUUCAAAUUUAAACCAGCUAUUGUAUCUACCAUUUAGCUGCAGAGUGGCGUCUGUCGUCUGUACGGCUCGCAUUGCGCAGACCAGUACGCUGAGAGGGGGGGGGAUGGCGGCAAUUUUCUUCCUAGUCUCUUAUUGUAUUGCUGUCCUAGACGUCCAUUUAUUUUGCUGCGGAGAACGGAGUCUAAGUAAGGUCUCGAACAAAUCUGAGGCACAAACCUCGUUGCUGGGAAUGCGGGAAGUGCUGACGUUUUUGAGAACACACUAUUGGGUCACCCUCUAUUUCAGCCAUUGUGGUGUUGGUUUUUAUUUUGGCCAUCGAGCACAUACGUACGUUGGCAGUUGUGGCUCCCCCUGCUUCAGAUAAUUGCACUGCCCCUGCCUGGUCAGAGUCUAUAUAUACUGCGAAGCCGUUUAAUGUACCCACACGUGUGUUCAUGGUGGUCAAACAGGGAAAAGCUAAGGUCUGCUUUGGCCAGAUAGACUGCGUUCUGAAUAUUCGGUUUUGUUCUACAGUAGCUUGUUUGUUUACGUGGGUGGUGUUGGGAGCGGGAGCUUUGUUUUCCUCUCUCUUCCCUCCAUCCACAUUGUACCAUAUAGUAUCAAUACAUAUAAUUUAACUGACUGUGGGGGAAAAAUUUUGGAACCGGCGUUUUCGUUUUGCCAUUACCAUAAUACCAUUUUUCUACCCUAUAAAUCACAUUGCGGCUGCUACCACCGUCCGUUCAUGUUUACGCUCAACAAAUCCCCAAAUACACGGCUUUAUUAUACCGAUCUUAUAAUUACGUAGUUCCGCCACCUGUACACACGGUGUAGGCAGUUCCAAUACUAAGCCGUGCGGUUUGUUAGAAACCAGUGAACUCGCGGGAGGCACCUGGUGCCAGGUUUUUGCAAAUCUAUUGACUGAACGAAUACUCUGCCAACAAAGUGGCCGCCUCCAAAAAGUAUAGGUUACAGCUCUGCUGUAAUGUAGCACAGAUGGCUUCUUUCCGCUUGCUCCAAAAAAGAUUAGCACAGAGAUUUUAGGAUCGGAGCACCCAACACAAGUCCAGUUUAUAAAGGGAGAAAGAAAAACCAUUGAAAGUGUUCUGGGCUUUUUUUCCCCCCAUUUUAUUUAUUUACUAUUUCAUCAUUUAACAUUUUUUUUUUUUUUUUUUAAAUAUAUAGACCCUUCGUUUUCCAUUUCCGUCCAACUUUCAGCAGGAUCCUUGAAGGUUGAUUGAAACCUAAUUUAAAUUGAAACAUAUCGAUCAUAUAUCAAUAUGUAAGCUGAUGAUCUGUUAUUAGUUCAGCUUUGCUGAAUUUAUUGAACGUGAGGCUGUAGGCCAAACAAUGUGCUUUGAUUGAGAACUUAAUGGCACAGGCCAGAUAUUGCUGCAUAUUGUCCAGUAAGUUGUUUUCUUUUUUGUACCCUUGCAUAACGUCAUUUGUAAAACUGGAAAAAAGAAUCCAGUACCAGACCAGCAUAUAGAAUACAGAAGCCAAUAAUGCAUUUCUUUGGAUACAUUUAGCACAAAUGACCUUUUUAGACUGUUGGGGGGGUUUAUCUACUACAUUAGGAAUACUGAUUAUAUGAUAUAUUUUUUUUUUUCUAACCAAUGUCCUUAUAUAGUCUUCUGUUGUGGAGGUGAAGUACGUACCUGAACGCUCUUUGGAUGGUCUGUCAAGAGUGACACGUGGUUUGUACUGAACAUCAUAUACAAUCUAUGCAAUACAACAGGCAGCUUUACGUACCUCCCUGUCCUCAUCCUCCAGCCAGAGACAAUAUCCAAACCAUAAGGUUUGCAUAGCAAGAUGAGGCCGCUGGUGUAAAGAUCCAUGUAACGUGUUUGCUUUUUUUUGGCGGGGGGAGGGGGGGGGUAUAAAGACUUAGCCUUAAAUGUUAAACUAUUAGAUUUGUAAAGUUAUUUUAUGUUUUCUGUUGUCACCCAUCAUUAUAAACUAUCAGAUUGUGGAAAAUAUUGGCGUCUUCUCUCAGCCCUUUGCUGUGGUUUAGAAGUUCUUUUUUUAGUGGAUUCGUAUUUAAACAAUCCAGAACUUUUUAAAAAGUUCAACUAAUAGCUUCACCCAGUGGUAAGUGUAAAGUGCGCCUGUUCUGUUGAGUUUGUAGGCCUAUGAGUCAGCCAGCCUCGCAGUUACAAUUUGGAAUUCGCCUUUAAAUAACUGGCGAUUUUUGAGCUUAGUAUAUAAUAAUGCAUCUUUUUGCUCUUAAUUACCAAUUGUUGAAAAAGGCUUAUAUUUUAGACUUGUCUAAAUAUUAAUGACUUGCCCUGAAACUGGUAAUAUCUGCAGGCUAUACUCCAUUACACCAUUCCUUAUUGGUGGUACUCGCGUGUUUGAUGCAGGCACACAAUUGGGGAUCUGUAACGGAGUCUGAGUUUGCAGAGGACCGGGAUUUUGGCCGAGGUUGCCUGUAUUUUUAAAGCGGCAAUCGUUUACAAGUUGGUUUUGCCUCCUUAAAUGAUUGUCUUUAAAAAUGCAGGGAAUCCCGGACCUACGUAAUCUCUGACCCUAUUACAUUUCCCCAAUUUAUGUCUGGGGCAGGUCUUUGCCUUUAAACGUGUUACAGUGAGUAGCUUAAGCAGGCCACUUGGGCAGCAGCUGGCGUCAUCUGAUGGGAGCAUUGGAACUGUACAGUAAAAUAAAUCCAUUUUAUAGUGGACAUGGGAACAACCGGUCUAUUAGGGUCCACAAUAUGGUGGUGGUCCUAAAAUACACCCACACGUUAAUGGCCAUUGAAAUCCGGUAAUCCUUUUAUUUUUGUUUUUACACAUUAACCUUUUCGGACAGGAAAAAGGCAUUAUAGUUUGAGACUUAAUUUGCACUGAUUUAUAAAUAGUCUAUCUUGGAGUAAUGGACACAAUGUUGUGUUGCUAGCCUUCAUUUAUAUAGCCCAGUCUCUACAGUCACUUUGGGUACAAAGCUGCCAUUGUAACUUGCCAAACUUGCCCUGUUCUUUAUAUCCCAAGUAAUGUGGAUUCGCUGACCUGCCAGUCAGUAACACUACUGUGCAAUAACAAAAAAAAUUAAAGAAGCAAUCAUGGAACCACAACUACUCCUGGCGCAUUUAAUGCCACGUUUCAUGUGUCCACGGUGGCUCCACUAUAUUUUUAUAUGCCUCUAUUUACAUACAUCCAUCUUUUUAUCUCAGUGUUUAUUUUAUUUUUAAUUUUUUUUUUUUUUUUUUUUUUUUUGUUCUCUCCCUCUGGGUCAGGAUAAAUAUUCUGAAUUUCAUAUGUUUAGUAUUGAGGUCAGAUGCAGAAAAAUUGCAUCUUCAAAAUAAUAAAAAAAAUAUAUAAAAAAUAAAUAAAUAAAAAAAGGAAAAAAAUGACAGAAGGUUUUAGGGAAGGUUAGAAAGACCAUAAAGCAUUUGAGAGAACCAAGCUGUAGGGAUCAAUAAUACCUUUUUAAUUGAUCUCAAGAUUUUAAAAUUGUCAAAGAUUUGUAUGGAGUUGUGGUGGAUCUAGUUAACACUUAGAGCUUUUUGGUAUGUAAUGACUAUUUGCUAUGGACUGAUAUUAAAUGUUUAAAAAAAAAUUGCGUUAUUACAUUUUUUUGGGACUUUAUGUUCUCUUGAACUAUAUUACGCAGUUUCUUUGUAUUAUUAUCACAUUAAAAUAUAACUGAGUCUCCAAUAUUUAUUUUCACUGUUUUAUUAAUUAUUUAGGGAACACCCUUUUAUCCUUGUUUAAUAAAUAUGUAGUAUAUAUUUACUUUUUUUUUUUUUUUUUUUUUUUAACCCCAACCCCCAUCCCAGGUUCACAUACCUAUUUUAUUUUAAGAAGUUUUUUUAAUUAUUUUUUUCUUCCAUGUUAGUGCACUGCACUCAGCAAAAAUCAUUUGUAUUCCCUUUCUUUCAAGUCAAUAAACAGAAUGAAUAACUGGAUUGAAACUGUC